AGCGACGCCUCUUUUUCGUGCAUCUGUCCUGAUUCCAAUCUGCAUGGUCUCUGAACGUACACAGUAAGGUGGGUGGAGCACCUGCAUGCUGAUUCAUCCUGGCGUGUGACGUGACCAGUGAGGCACCUUACUCUCCGUCCUUCGCUGCGACACCGUGUACUAAAGAAGAGCGGACCCAACACUAGCUGCUCGGUGUUCCUUUUUUCUCUAGAGAAAAUGGCAUCCAAUCCUUACAACCCUCCCCCUGCUGCCCACCAGCACACUGUGGUUAUUCAACCUGUUGUGGUCAGCCAACCUACCGUCAGAAGUCAAACUGAUGACUUUUUUGGAGGACUGGGCAGGGCACUGGACAACACUGCUAAUGACUUUAUGAGAGCAACUGCUGAUGUGUCUCGUGAAUUGGUGACUUCCAACCCACUGGUAAACAAAUCAUGUUCUUAUGUGUAUGUCUAA
This is a messenger RNA of Geodia barretti, 453 nucleotides long. Lineage: Eukaryota; Metazoa; Porifera; Demospongiae; Tetractinellida; Geodiidae. The record is from the annotation of a GenBank genome assembly.